AUGACGUACUUCUUGCGCCUGUAAUUUUGGUUUCUAGCGGCUCAGAGCGUGAGAACGGCGAAGGGCGGACGGGCCCGGGAAAAUCCGGGCGGGUAAUCUUAAGAGGGUUUUUGUAGGUUGAAGCAAGGUAUGCCACGUAUUCUUUUUUAAACAGAAGCAGAAACAUAUAAGAAGGAUGUUGUCGAGGCCUAAGCCUGGAGAGUCAGAAGAAGAUCUGCUGAGGUUCCAAAAUCAGUUCCUGGAGACUAAAUCUUCCCCAGGAGUUAAAGUAGUAAAGAAAGUGGAUAAAAGAAGAGGAGAUGUGGACAGAGACAAUGAUGACAGAUGCUCAUUGCCGUUCAGCAGGGAUGUGGUGAUGCUGGAUGAUUUUCCAGAUGUUCCUCCACUUCUGACACCAGCUCCUCCAAAGAAAUCCAGAUUCAAAAGUGCCCAUGUCCAUUUUGAUGAAGAUCCAGGGAAGCAGAUGGAUUGUAAUGAUCAACAUAUCACAGCAGUCUUAAGCAAAAUCAUUGAACAUGAUACUAGCAAUGCCAGGGUGACAAUGCCAUUGUUCACAAGUGAUCCAUUUCCCAAAGUUUUUCAUCGAUCUGAAAUAAAAACUGAGGUAAAAUCAGCACCUGUGAAAAAAAGCAUCUUUGCUCAGAAAAUAGCUGCCAAGAGGGCAGCUAAAGGAGAUUGCACACCUCAUAUUGCUGUUCAGUCAAAUUCAAGACAGGUCGCUUCACAUACUUUGGAGGUACAGAUCCAUGAGGAAAAUGCAGGUGAAUGUUAUGAUGGACUCAGUGAAGCUGUUGGUAGCAUACAAAGUCAGUUGCCUCGCAUUGUCACUGGUGAAGGUCUUGGAAGCCUGAGUGGUGAGCAGGAAGUCCAGAACAUCCACAAAGAAAAUUUAGAAAAGUUGCAAUCGAUGUCCAAAGAGCAGAUCUUGGAGGAGCAGAAGCGACUGAUGGCUCAGUUAGAUCCCAAUUUACUUGUUUUCUUAAAGUCACGGUAUGGUACUUGCACAAUGAAAGAAGGAGAAAGGAAAAGUGAACAAGACAGGUCAACAAGGCUUAUAGAGCCCCAAACAUUGCCUGAAUCCCAGCCUGAGGCAGCUGAAACACAGACAGAUACUUUCCAACAGAAAGCAAACACAGAAAAGGAACCAGGCACGAAGGCCUUUCUAAGAUCUGAAGCCCCUAUACGAAUGGAUGCUACAGAUGAUGGCCUUCCUGUGAAGCCUCAAAAGGAAUGGGUCCACAUGGAGACUGUAGAAUUUGAAAAGCUGGAGUGGACGAAGAACCUUCCUCCAUUGAGGCAGAACCAAAUAAAAAAGGGGAUGCAAGCACGCUUUAGUCUGAGAGGAGAACUUAUUCCUCCAGAUAAAGAGUUUCCCACACAUUUGGGCCUGCAUCACCAUGGAGAAGAAGCAGAGAGGGCUGGCUAUUCACUGCAAGAGCUCUUCCACUUAUCUCGUAGCCAAGUCACUCAGCAAAGGACGCUGGCUUUACAGGUGCUGGGCCACAUUGUCCAGAAGGCGAAAGCAGGAGGAUUUACCUCCUUGCUGAAAGGAAGUGUCCUGCAAGUGUUGCUUGAUGCCGGUUUCCUGUUUUUGCUCCGUUUCUCUUUGGAUGAUCCAGUGGAUAAUGUCAUAGCAGCUACUGUCCAUGCUCUCCAUGCACUGCUUGUCUCUCUGGAUGAUGAGGAAUACCUUGACAAGUCUUUUGCAUGGUACCAGGGCAUGACUGUGUACCCUUUAAUCCCAAACAGUGAGGAAGGAGAACUUGAAGAGGAAGAGGAAGGUGUUGAGCUAACUCCAAAUGAAAAAAUACCAGGGAAAAAAUUAAAGGAUGAAAACAAGCCAGAUGCAGAAGUAGCACGAUAUGACGUUGUAAAGGGACUGCUGAAGACCAAGAUACUUCAUCGCUUGAGAUACAUCCUGGAAGUAAUGCGGCCUGUUCCAUUAGUGGUUUUGGAGAUUCUAGAUAUCCUCAUUCGCAUAGCAAGGCAUUCCACUGAGGCCUGUGUCCAGGUCCUUGAUUGUCCUCGUCUUGUUGAGACUAUUGUCAGAGAGUUUAUUCCCACCCGAUGGACUCCAAGACCAGCUGAACCCGGGAAGUUGCUUGAAAGCCUACAUGGAGUACCAUGUUCCACUGCCAUGAAACUCAUUAGAGUCUUGGCAUGUGGAGGGCGAAACACAUCUGCCAGGCUGCUAAACAAAUUUGACAUGAAGAGUCGGCUGAGCCGCUUUAUAGCUGAAGAUCCCAAAGACCUUUCUCUAAGGAUAGAGGAAGCCAUAAAUAUAAGCACAGAAGCCUUCCGCUUGUGGGCUGUGGCCACUGGUUAUGGUCAAGCAUGUGAUCUCUACCGAGAUCUUCAUCCUGUGCUGAUGAGGAUAGUUUCAUCCCUAUCCCAACUGACCAGCAGUUUCCAAGAAAAUAGCACCUUGACUGAGCUUUAUAUCCAGCGAGCUGCAGCUGUUGUCACUUUGCUUACUCAAGUGAUUCAGACAGCUAGCUGCCGAACGGAACUGCAAGCCCAGCUUAGCAGGAGUGGCCCAGAAGAAGGUGGUCAAAUUCCACCCCCACCCAUCACCUGGAGACACGUGGCAGGUUUCAGGCCUAUCAUUGAAACCAACAUGAAGAAUUGCCUUAGAGCGAUCACCCACGUGGACAGAUGGCAAGCCCUGCAAUCUCUUACUACGGCAUAUGUCAUCUAUAUGGGGAUGUAUUACAGACACUGUAGUCAACAGCCUGUAGUAAACCCAGUUGAUUGCAUAGAAGAAGUGGAGCACCUGACAACCCAAGUGCUGUUGCCACUCCUCAGCCAGCCAGCCAUGCAAGCCCUUUGGGAAAUGCUCAGAUCAUGCUCUACUUUGUGCAACCCAUUAUCCUGUUCCCCAGGACCAGAAUCUGUUCCUAGCAUUGUUUCUCUGAACUGCAGUAGAAAUAAGACUUCAGGGAGUUUAGCAGGCUCUAAAUCACCGUUUCCCUUUCUUACUGCUUUCCUUGUCCUUGUGAACAGUAUCCUCCAUGUACAUAAAGGGCUGGUUAACCAAUAUGUUUCUAUUUUAGAGAUGAAGAGUCUGAAGGACUACCUGCUUCAGUGUUGCACAGCUGUUCCUCUUUCUUUAACUCCUUCCUCUGCUUGGUUGUUGCAUCAUGAAUACCAUUUACAAUAUGUUGCACUUUCACUUGCUCAGAAAAUGGCAGAUGCUUGUCCAGAUUGCAACCAACAUGCUUCACUCCAUCACUCUGUUGCCAUGGUAUUAUUAAGUCGCUUGUUGCCAGGUAGUGAGUACCUGGCUCAUGAGCUACUCAGGGGCUUUGCUUUUAAUCCACAACUGAUUCCUGAAGGCAAGGUGGGAGGACCAGAAGCUGCUGACUUCUCAGAUCUUCUGCACUUGAAUUCAAAGCCAAAGCUGUUACAGCUAAGCUUAACAGCCCCCAUUUCCUCACUCCCUAGUUAUGGUGCUUUACUGGAAGAAGCUUACCGACAACUUCCACUGAUACAGUCUUGUUUUGUCGUUCAUUUUGCCUACUUGGAACCAGCUCUUAUUCAUUCUAGAAAUGUUUACCAAGGCCGAACACAUCUUGUUCGAUCCAUGCUGCUUCCUGAGGUCAACGGGCCUAUCCUGCCUUCGGAUUGGCUAUUCCUUCCUCUUAUCAGCCUUUAUAACAAAACAACUGGGGCAGAAACCCAGUGGGCCACAGAAAGCCCUCUUCCUCUGGACCUUGUGAAUGUGGUGACUCAGAAUCUACAGUGGAUCCUCCUAUUGGAGACCUGGAGGCCCCAAAUCCUUCAGGGUAUCCCAAUAGCAGCUAAGCUGGCGAGGCUUAUGUGUGUGUUCCUCACAGGCAGUGACUUAUUUCUGGAAGGCCCCGUGCAUUGCUAUACAGCAGCUCUGCUCUCCCUUUACUGCCAGUCCAAAGUUUUUGAGUCCUUGAAUUUAGACACUCCUCUCCCUGGCUUAGCUUCUUUCCAUGACCUUUAUAUAAGCUUGUUGGAACAGUUUGAAAGCGUCUCCUUUGGAGAUCCUCUCUUUGGAGUCUUCGUGCUUCUUCCUUUGCAGAGGCAUUUCAGCAGUCAGCUAAAGAUGGCUGUCUUUGGAGAGCAUGUGAACACCUUAAGAGCUCUGGGGGUUCCACUCCAACAGUUCCCUUUGCCUCUUGAGCGAUACCUUUCUCCUCCUGAAGACAAUCUCAACCUCUUAAAUCAAUACUUCCAUGCCCUGGUCACAGGAACCCUGCAACAGUACUGGUGUCCCGUACUUUAUGUAGUUGCAGUGGCCCAUGUCAACACUUUCAUUUUCUCCCAGGAAAAUGUCCCACAGGAGAUAGAUGUUGCUCGAAGAAACAUGUUACAGAAGACCUGGGUCUUAAAAAAUGAGGGAUUAAAGAAACAUCUUCUCUAUUACAAGAGGGCAAAUAAAGAGAACCCACGGGGGUUUGACCUUUAUGAAGAGCUUCCUGCCAUUCGACUAAAAUACCUGCAAGCAAUAACUAGGAAAGAAUGAAGUAAGAGAAACUCAUUUUCAGACGCAUAAAGAAGGCUCUGACUGACUGAGGAAACGAGCACCAGUGGACGGAGAUUUUUGGAAAAGUUGGGUUGGGUUCAUGGUACUCUUUCUGAGCACAAGAGGAAAUUAUCAGCUCUUACCCUCAGCCUGUCCCAGUUUUGAUAAACCAUUUGGACUGUUUCAUCUUUUAAUCUAGCUGAUGCUUUACUUUGGAGAGAAAUAAAAAUGGGGAUAAGAAAUGUAUAUAUUGAAAUGAACAAUAAAUGAUCUUUGGUAGAUAAA
Molecule: messenger RNA, 4780 nt
Organism: Pseudonaja textilis
Lineage: Eukaryota; Metazoa; Chordata; Lepidosauria; Squamata; Elapidae
Source: RefSeq, a predicted model, not a curated record